Molecule: messenger RNA, 1526 nt
Organism: Penicilliopsis zonata CBS 506.65
Lineage: Eukaryota; Fungi; Ascomycota; Eurotiomycetes; Eurotiales; Aspergillaceae
Exons: 1
Coding region: 135-1430 (431 amino acids)
Source: RefSeq, a predicted model, not a curated record
CCUACGCCCACUUAUCUGGGAGUUAUAAGAAGUUAUUGGAUUUAAUUAAGUGUGAUACUUUUAUCUAUUAUUUCCAUUUAGCCUCCUGAGGGCGCAUCCUGUAACCUGCAUCAUCUUUGACAAUUACAAGCAAAAUGUCUGCGUACACUGAGAUUCGUCGUGAUGGGUUCAUCUCAAUAUUUGGCCGCUUCUUGACAGAUGAUCGAAUUGACCGAAUCGAAGGAUCUCAACUUCGGAGCAUGUUUUUGCCAAAAUUGUCACGCGAAGGACAAAAGGCAUUAAGAGACAACCGCAACUUCGUCCGUUCCCAGUUGAAACACUACGGAGUUCAAAUUGACGGAAAGAAAUUCUUUGGCAAUGGGACUGCACUGCUGAAGGCUGCGCUCCAGGCUGGGAAGUGCGACCAGGUCCCUGACCACAUUCUGGAGCUGCAAUGGCAGAUGCAUGAAGAAUGGAUCAGUGAAUUAACCCCUGAGCAACUCUCCUCCAACCCGGAAUGGGUCGUGCAAAGAUAUUUUCUGUCUGCUGGCAAGCCUGACCAUACCAAAACGACCACUGUCGUCGGCAUACCCCUUGAUCGAUAUAGCCAAUAUCGUUCUGGGAAAGUGAUGGAUGUCGCUGACAAGAUCACCGGUUUACACCAUAGGAAAGCCUUGGGACCAAAAACCCAGGUCAUUUUCAUGGGCUGGAAUCAAGCAGCCGUCGAAAAAGCAGCCAAGCAGCACCCCACCGAGGAGGCGAGACGAGUAAAGAACAAGGAAGAUGAGCGGAAGAGGAAGCGAGAAAAAUUGCAUACAGAGCAUCUAAACAGCCGCAGCCAGCAGACCGAGGAUAUGACUCCUGUUGGCAGCUACAUUGUUGACUGUGAAUUCAUUGAGACGGAGUGGCCAAGCAUGGCAGACGAUCUCCGCCUUGACAUCCACAAGACCAAAACACCCAGUGUUUUCAAAGCCGACUUUGAUUUCGGGGUUUUUGAAGGGGUCAUGAUCGUUUGUGCUGAUGAGGCUGCACUGGAUGCAUACUGCACUGAAGCCGAGGGCGACUUUUCGGAUGAAGAGGAUGAAGAGGAUGAUGUUCCAACCAAGGAGGACGUCAAACUAGGCACUAAGAGAAAACUACCAGCUCCGAAACGCGUGGGGAGGCCCAAAAAGUCCAAGGCAGAGCAAGGUCAGCCUCGGAAAUAUCUGCUGAAGCUCAAAGGCCGCGAGACGGGCGAGGGGAUGAUUUGCUAUGAGGCGACCAGCGGCACUAUCAACUUCAAGGAUCAAGCCUUUGCUCGCUUUAAAGGAGAGGCGGAUAUCUCCGGCAUAGGCUCUGGAGUAUCAUUUCUUGCACGCAAGAUCUCUACUUUGCCUGGCCCAUCUAGGAAUGAUUGGGCAGACUAUUCGGAGAGACAGUAUGAGAAGGAACGGAUCAAUAGAUGGCGUUAAUGUCAUUACUUAAAGCACUAGAAGAUAAACUGGAUUGCCACCCACUUGGUUAAGGGUGUACUAGAGGCAUAGAAUAUAUCAAGCAUGAAGACUCUG